AUGGCUUUGCUGGUGGCAGUAGCAGAAGUGCUGCUGCUUCUGGCUCUGGCUGGGGAGUGCCAGUCCCUCUGCUCAYCCACUGCCUUUUACAAGAACUGCUGGAUCCGGCGCUUCCCAAGCCUCCUGGUUGACCUGCGGGAGUCCCAGAGGAGAGGAGCCCAGCUGCUGAAGGGCUAUGCAGAAGUCUCACCCCAACAGUGCAGCAGAACCUGCUGCCUUCUGAGGAAUGUAUCCUGCAAUCUAGCAGUGUUCUAUCAUGGAGUCAUUCAUGAGAACAUGAACUGCCUGCACAUGUCCUGCCCCGCUUUGGAAAGCUGCAUUCUAAAGGUUGGAGUAGAUGUCGUUUUGUACAAUAUCACAACAGGGAUUGAUCCAGAUCUUCUCAUUUUUGAGAAACUGAAAUCCCAAGAGCCAAUUGCUCACUCCUCAGCGAGUAAAUCCAAGAGGCAACAUAGCACAAAGAGCCCUGAGUGUGGAAGAUGCCAACAUCACAAUGCCACCAUGUCAGGUUCUCCUCUGCUUCGGGSUCCAUCUGCUGCCACAAGCCAUGGCUUACCAGCAAACACUUCCAUCCACAGCUGGAGCCCGACAAUGCAGACAGCUGAAGGUACUGCCUAUUCCAGGGCAGAAACUUCCCCAGCAGACGAUCAUUUUGCUGAGGGGACAAGCACUAGGUCUCUCACCAGGUCAGAUAAGAUGCCAGCACACUCAGCUUUGAGCCCCAGGCCUGCCGAGGUGUUAUCCCACAUGCCCASCCCUCCUCACCUGAACAGCAGCAARCAACAUCUGAACGAAACCAAAGGCUACAGUGGGAGGAAUUCCACAUCGGAAAACGAGGCAGCUGCCUGGGAAGCUGCAGCUUUMGGGGUCUGGCUGAUCCCUGUUGUCCUUUGCUCCUCUCUCCUCUGCCUGUGCUGUUGUACUGUUGCUCUCAAAGCUGGGCCCUGCAGCUACAGGAGGGGUCACUACAAACCCGUAAGGACAAGAACAAUAAUGGCCAGACAGCUCAUAAAAUAYGCUCCUGUCAAAGGUAAUCUGUGAAACACCAUCCUGAAUAAACAGGAUUUAGAAAAUGCAUCCCACACACCCACUGACUUCUCUUACAGAACCAAUGAUAAGUU
Molecule: messenger RNA, 1121 nt
Organism: Malurus melanocephalus (red-backed fairy wren)
Lineage: Eukaryota; Metazoa; Chordata; Aves; Passeriformes; Maluridae
Gene: MANSC4
Product: MANSC domain containing 4
Exons: 3
Coding region: 1-1041 (346 amino acids)
Source: RefSeq, a predicted model, not a curated record